This is a messenger RNA of Haemorhous mexicanus (house finch), 2063 nucleotides long. RefSeq names its product stromelysin-1-like. Gene Ontology annotation, biological process: proteolysis; collagen catabolic process; extracellular matrix organization. Lineage: Eukaryota; Metazoa; Chordata; Aves; Passeriformes; Fringillidae. Gene Ontology annotation, cellular component: extracellular matrix. Gene Ontology annotation, molecular function: zinc ion binding; metalloendopeptidase activity. The transcript has 10 exons. The record is from RefSeq and is a predicted model, not a curated record. The coding region runs from base 32 to 1471 and encodes 479 amino acids.
ACAAAAAAGACUUCUAUAAAGGCUGGUGGAAAUGAGAGUGGGAAAUCUCCCAUUUCUCCUAUUAUUAUGUGCAGCACUUUCUUGUGCUUUUCCUGCAAAUACAAGGCAGACAAAGGAAGAAGGCAUGCAGCUUAUCCAGAAGUACCUGGAAAAUUACUAUGGCUUUAAGAAAGAUGGAGAACCUUUUGUUUGGAAAAGUGAUAAUGCAAUGACCCAAAAACUAAAAGAAAUGCAGGAAUUCUUUGGGCUGGAGGUGACAGGGAAACUGGAUUCUGGCACUUUGGACUUGGUACAGAAACGCCGCUGUGGAUUCCCUGACGUAGCCGGGUUCUCCACCUUUGCAGGAGAGCCAAAAUGGACAAAACAUGUCCUGACAUACAGGAUAGUAAACUACACACCGGACCUGGGUCCAGCAGAGGUCAACGUGGCCAUCAGGAAAGCGCUCCGUGUCUGGAGCAGUGUGACCCCGCUGAGGUUCAUCCAGAAGGACAGAGGUGAUGCAGACAUAAUGAUCUCCUUUGCAGCCAGAGGUCACAAUGACUUCAUCCCCUUUGAUGGCCCAGGAGGCUCCCUGGCCCAUGCCUAUGCACCUGGCAAGGACUUUGGUGGAGAUGCUCACUUUGAUGAGGAUGAAACAUGGACCAAAAGCACAGAGGGCACAAACCUGUUUUAUGUUGCUGCCCAUGAGUUUGGCCAUUCACUGGGACUUUCCCAUUCCAAAGACCCCAACGCUCUGAUGUAUCCAGUUUACAGGAAAUUUGACCCCUCAGUACUCCUUCUUCAUCAGGAUGAUAUUACUGGCAUACAGUACCUCUAUGGACCAUCUUCCAACACAAACAAUGAUCAAACAGAAUCUACUGAGAUAAAAGACCCAACUGAGUCAAAAGAUCCUGCACUGCCAAACAGCUGCAGCUCCAAUUUGACGUUUGAUGCUGUCACCACUUUCCGUGGAGAAUUAAUCUUCUUUAAAGACAAGCAUAUUUGGCGCAAACAUCCAGCAGUCAGAACAGCUGAUUUUGAGUUGAUAUCUUCAUUCUGGCCACGGCUGCCACCUGGUGUUGAUGCUGCAUAUGAAAUUCCUGAAAAAGAUGAAAUGGUCAUUUUUAAAGGGAAUGAAUUCUGGGUUGUGAGAGGAGAUACCAUACUUUCUGGAUACGCCCAAAAACUCUACACCCUGGGCUUUUCAAAGGAUGUUUCCAAAAUUGAUGCUGCUUUUCAUAAUGGAAUUGAGGGGAAAACAUAUUACUUCAUAGCAGACAAAUUUUGGAGUUAUGAUGAAAGAAGUCAGUCUGUGGAGAGGAAGUCAUCACUGAUAAGAGAUGCCUUUCCAGGAAUUAAUGGGAAGAUUGAUGCUGUUUUUCAACAUGAAAACUUCCUUUAUUUCUUCAGUGGAAGAAAGCAAUUUGAGUUUGACCUUAAUAAGAAGAGAGUUACACGCCUCCUAAAGACAAACUUUUGGUUUCCAUGCUAAUAAAAUGAAAUCUGUAAUGGUGUUGGAAAGAAUGUACUGCUCUUGUGCUAGAAAAUAUUUUCAUUUAUAAAUAUGUAGAAUGUAAAGGUACUUCAGCACCAGUCAGCAGCUAUCAGUCCCUCAUCACCUGUUUCUUUAAAUAACAGAACAGUAUUUAACAUAUGGAUGUGUACAUACAUCUGUAGUUAACAUCAGGCUGGCUAGCUUACCAGCAAACAACAAUGCAGUUUCUGCUUUUGAUACAAAAUUGGGGUUGAUUUUAUUAUUUCUGACAUCUUAUUUUCACUCUUCUUGCCAUACAUCACCCUACACAGGGCCCUGCCAUGGAGCCAGGAGCCCAUGAGGAAGAGCAUCUCUCUUCCUAAAGCCAGGAUUGCUUUCAACCUGUUUUAGGUAUUUCAAAGCUAAGCAAGAAGACUUAGCUAGUGCUUGUAGUUACAGUGAGACAUACAGGGUUUCCAGAGAGCAACCCCUCCCAGCCUGAGGGGUGUUGAGAGGUGGAAGUUCUUUUUUACAGUGAUUGGAAAGGCAGUUUAUGUUGGACACCUGAUUAUAGAAGGCUUCAUUAAAAUGUGAUGAAUUCUACCCUAAA